Molecule: messenger RNA, 5472 nt
Organism: Pelodiscus sinensis (Chinese soft-shelled turtle)
Lineage: Eukaryota; Metazoa; Chordata; Testudines; Trionychidae
Gene: SEMA4A
Product: semaphorin 4A
Biological process (GO): neural crest cell migration; semaphorin-plexin signaling pathway; negative chemotaxis
Cellular component (GO): plasma membrane
Molecular function (GO): semaphorin receptor binding; chemorepellent activity
Source: RefSeq, a predicted model, not a curated record
AGCAGCACGUCUAAGCCCUCCAGUGUUUCUCAAGCUGGGAAGUUGCGAAAGUGCUCGGUCCUUUGAGCUGCACAAGAGUUGAAGUACCAGGCGGUGCUCUGCUGGCAGCCGCCCACCCGCUCAAGCAGCAGCACUAAUUCUCCAGCGCUAGUGCGGCCGGGGAGACCACGGGGAGAGCUGGGCAAAAAAGCAGCCGGGAAACGCUCUAGUAAUCUGCUCAGCCAGCCACAGUGCCGGGGAGUUGCUGCACAGACGGUGCUGGGGCAGCUCUCCUGGACAGAGAGAAGCGAAGCAACUGGCGGAGCGACCAUGCAGACAGGGGGCCAGCGGAGGAGACUGGGGCCUGCACCGCAGCAGCCCAGGCCAUGCUGCCCAGGGGAGAGGAACUGAGCCUUUCGACUUGACCCCAUCCGCUCCACUGGAGCCCAACUGGAGCCGUGCACCGCGUCUCCCUGCUCAGCUGCUGCCUUGGGGUGUGCGCGUGUGUGUGUCAGUCACACACCAGCUGUAGCUGGCUCGCUGGGAGCUCGAGAACCAGGGCCGUGUCCCUGCAGAUUUCACCGAAAGCUUCAGCCUUGCCGAUAACCAGCCAUGCACGGCCAGGCGCUCCGGCUCCUGUGCAGUUUGCUGAUGCCCGUCACCUUCUUGUGCACAGAUCUGCUUCCCAGAGUCACCUUCCCAAGAGGAGACUCGCGGAGGAUCCUAACCAGCUUCAGCCAGGAUGGAGUCUUCAACUAUGAUACAUUCCUCCUGAGCGAAGAUGAGGGCACUUUGUACGUGGGAGCUCGCGACACCAUCCUCUCCUUGCGGGUGGAUAGCCCUGGGUCCAUGGAGCUGACGGGCUUAAUAAAGUGGCAACCCUUCCCUGGAAAAAAGCAGGAGUGUGUCUUUAAGAAGAAAAGCAAUCUGACAGAAUGCUUCAACUUCCUCCGUAUCAUGGUGCCAGUGAACAAGACUCACUUGUACGUCUGCGGGACCUACGCCUUCAGCCCCGACUGCUCUUACAUUUCGCUGCAGAAUUUCAGCCUGGUUCCUGCCCUCCAGGAUGGGAAGGGGCAGUGCCCCUUUGACCCCCAGCACAAGCACACGUACAUCCUGGUGGAUGGUGAACUCUACACGGGGACCAUGAACAACUUCCAAGGCAACGAGCCCAUCAUCUCCCGCACCCUGGGCAGCCGGGCCUUGCUGAAGACCGAUGCCUUCCUCCGGUGGCUGAACGUCGACGCGGGCUUCGUGGCCUCUGUCAACAUCCCUGGCGACGAGAAGGUCUAUUUCUUCUUUGAGGAGACGGCGGAGGAGUUUGAUUUCCUUGAGAAGCUCACCGUCUCCCGGGUGGCUCGCGUAUGCAAGAAUGACGUUGGCGGAGAGAAGGUGCUGCAGAAGAAAUGGACCACCUUCCUGAAAGCCCAGCUGACGUGCUCCCAACCCGGACACUUCCCUUUCAACGUAAUCCAUCAUGCCUUUGUCCUACCGCAGCCAGAGGGGGAUGCCAUCUUCUACGGGGUCUUCACCUCACAGUGGCAGAUGGGGGAGGUGGGCAGCACAGCAGUGUGCGCCUUCAGCCGGGAGGCCAUCGAAAGAGUCUUCAACGGCAAAUACAAGGAACUGAACAAGGAGAGUUCCCGCUGGAUGACGUACAACGGGGACGUGGCAUCGCCCCGCCCUGGCAGCUGCUCAGUGGGCUCGUCAGUGGACAAAACCCUGACCUUCAUGAAGAACCAUUUCCUGAUGGAUGGAAAGGUUGAGCCCAUGACCAAGCAGCCGCUGCUGGUGAAGCAGAAUGAGAAAUACACACGGAUCGUAGUCCAUCAAACCCAGGACGUCUCGGGCACCGUGUACAACGUGAUGUUCCUGGGAACAGAUCGAGGGUUCCUGCACAAAGCAGUGGUUGCGGCUAGCGGGGCUCAUAUCAUUGAAGAAAUCCAGCUGUUUAAGGACCCGGAACCUGUGCAGAACCUUCUGUUCUCACCUGAGAAGGACAUCCUGUAUGUGGGGCACUCCAAGGGGGUCCUGCAGGUGCCGCUGGCCAACUGCAGCGUAUACAGGAGCUGUGCUGAAUGCAUCCUCGCCCGAGACCCCUACUGCGCCUGGGACAGGCACAGCCGGUCGUGUCAGGAGACCCGAGCCACAAACAAAAACAUGAGCGACUGGCUGCAGGACGUCGAGAAGGGGCUGCCGGGAGCUAUGUGCCAUCAGGCGAGUGGGAGAGGCAGGGCCACGCCCAGGUCCUGGGAUGACUCGGGCAGCAGCCUGGUAAAAACUCUGAGCCCAGUGCUGAACUCCCUGGUCCGGCUGACGUGCCCGCAGGUCUCUGCCCUGGCUAAUUACACCUGGAGCUACCCAGAGCAGAUGCCCCCGGCGUGGCUGAUGGUGUUGGAUGACAGGACGCUGGUGAUCAUCGCACAGCCCCAGACGGCGGGCGAGUACAAGUGCUGGGCCAGCGAGAAUGGGCACCGCCAGGCCGUGGCCCACUAUGUGGUCGGGGACCCUACGGGUGGCGACAUUGCGGAGGAGGGGCUGGGCUGGGGGACAGGGAUGCAGGGCAAGCACCGCUCAUACUGGACGCAGUUUGUGACGGUGACAGUGCUGCUCUCGGUGACACUGGCUGUCGUCAUGGCCAUAGCUGCCUUCUCCUACCACGACCGGCUCAAGGCCAAGAGCAAGGUGCAGGGAUGCAGCACCCCCGAGGCCACCAAGGUGUCUAGUCAGGAGAAGGUGCCACUGAAGGGAGGUCGGGAGCUGCAGCUUCAAGGACCCUUCCAGGAGGGUGCCAAGGGCCCCGAGGCCUGCUGCGUCCAGCUGGAGGGGGUGUACCAGAACAUAGACGCUGACAACAACACGUUAAACAGCAGCCUGGGGACCGGUGAGCACUCCCAAGGAGCGGCUCUAGACAAAGCUUAGACUGCCUGCCUCCUUCUCAAAAUCAGUGGCACUGUGAUAAUGCGCAGCCCUACAAUAACAAGCCAGUGGGCAUCCAGCCCCCAUAUGCAUAACACAUGUCGGAUCAGCUGGUUGGACCUUCCAGCCCAGCCAGAAAUCACACCUGCUUGUCUUCCGGAUGCCAGCUGCUACCGCCCACCCACGUCUGGGUCGCUCCUCUGCUGAAGCAAAGGGCCCAGCUAGGGUCUGGGCAUCACCAGCAGCUGAGUCGUGGGAGGGGCGUUAAAAAUCAACAGCCCUCCUGCUUUUGUGUUUCUGCCCCGACCAAGGGACAGCAGAGGACAGCCGCUGUCCAGAUGUAGGCACAUCUGGGACUCUAGAUUCCCAGGUCCAAAGGAGCUGGUGGGCAGAGCGUGCCCUCUUCUGGCAAUGCCUGAUUGGGGGUCCAGCUGGGAGCAGGGUUCUAGUAGCCGACUGUGCCCUGUUGCUCUGUCUGUAGAAUUGGGAUGCCUGGGUAGCCGCUGCCUCUCACACUGUUGCCACCAGGAAUAAGUUGUUGGUGGCAUCCCUAUGCUGGUCUGGACUAGCUGGGAGCUACCACAUCCUCUCCCCGAGGGCUGUGAACAAAGGACAAGUAUUAUGUGGGAUGCUGGGCCUAACCUGGGUCAUUACAGCUCCGCUUACUGGAUCUGAUGUUCUGCCUUUAAGUGCAGGGUCAGCAGUUCAAAUCCAGCCUUGGCAGGAAUGGUCAGACAGCUGAUCCUCAUCAGCCUGCAGCUGGACUCCCCAUCUGGCUCCUGCUUGGCCUGAGAUCUGGAUCACAACAGACAUUGCUUGCUGGCCCCUUGAAGGGGAGACUGUGCUCUCCUCUGGGGAGUGUCUUUCCAUCAGAGGGCAUUGUGCUAUCUCUCCCUGCUGUGUGUGCACAAAAGGGCUUUAGGGCCUUAUUCUUAUUUACGCGCAGGCCUCUGUACACCACUCUGGUCCAUAAAGGGGGAAUAAAUUACAGCCACACCCUUCUGCACUCCUGGAGUGGUAUGAAGAGGCCUUUAAAGAGCGAACCGGGCUGAGUCCCAGGGGUUAUGGAGCCAACCUCCUGAAAAUAUUGACUUGGGAGGGGGAGUUGUAAGGGAGACUGGGGGCUGGGGAGGAGACUGGGGCUGUGACCAAAAUGUGAAGUUGCUGGGUUUUUUUAAUUUAAUAUUUUUAGAUUUAAAUUAAAAUUUUGCCAGUGGCAGAAAUGAGCGAACCCUUUGUUUCACCACGGCCACCCAGCCAGGGGAACAACGUGGCCACUGAAAGUUAUUGAGAAUGCCCUCUGACGUGGGGCAAAUGGGGUGAGGAUUUUGCACAAACCACUGGAUUGCGUCUGGGGUUCAGUGCAACCAGGUGAGUGGAUUUCCCCGGGGAAAGGCCUCGGAUUUCUCCCUCUCAAACGGGAUGGGUUUGCUCGUUUCGAAAACCUUUCUCCAACCACAUCAGUAUUAUUAUGUGAUGGAUAAAGUAACCCCUGCAUUGCUCAAUGGCAGCUAUUACACCUCGUGUUACAUUUGCCAGCAAAGCGGCUAGGUUCUACCAGGAUGUCCCUGGAAAAUCCAGGCUUCUUUCACCUGGAGAUUUCAACCGCUGGGGAAAUAGCUUUGAGUGGCAGUGCCUGUGGGCACUAGGGGUUGCAACAGUGCAACUUGGUUGAUACUUGUAAUCUGGGCAGAUCCCCAACCCGCUGUACAAGAUCUGAUGCAAACGCAUCGUCCGAGCUCUGUGAAGAACUCGAUGCCCUGACGAAACACUCAAGUAAAACGCUUCCCUGGAAUCUUUCCCUCUUUAAUUCUCAUCACUGGGGGAAGGGGGACAAUGGGAAACAAGCUACUUCCAGGAGUACAGUUGCCAAAGGGAUAAUUACUCCAAUCACAACAGGUCAGACAUUUUGGAACUCACUACUCAACUAAUUAAAUGUAAGCAUAAGAGAGAAAUGAAAGUUAUGAAAUGCAGAGAGAGCUACGUGACUGUGAAAUCCUGCUGGAGACAAGGCCGGGUAAUUGUUACCUCUGGAAAUUACCUAUGUCCUAGUCAAGAGGAAAUCCAGGAGGGGCAGGAUUCACUUGGACAAGACACACUGAGGCAAAAACUACCUGAGCAUUGUCCGCUUGUGGAUUUCACCAGGCUCACAUGCCCUCCCGCAGGGAAGACCUAGCCUGUGUGCUCAGCCUCCUGCUCUCAUCCCUGCACUGAUUACCGCUCUGUAACAGGGACUGGAUUCUUCUCUCGAGUGCCGGUGCUUAUAGAGCCGGGACAAAGCCCAUUCCAUCCGGGUCACUGAUCAGCAGGCUGUGCACCAGGUUGUGUGUAUUGCCAAGCACAGCUUGAUCCUCAGCUUGUCAAUCAGCAUAGCUCCUUGGACUUCACCAUCGACAUCCACUGGGGAUCUCAUCCUAUUAGCUUCAGUGGAGCUGGGCCAGUUUACACCUGCUGGAAAUCUGGCCCUUUGUUGCUUGUUGUAUUAUGUUUAACCUUUUUUUUUUUUUUAAGAGAUGUACAUCUUCCUUGUCUUGAUCAUUUUAUUUUUUAUUAAAAAUGAGAAUGUUACACACC